Molecule: messenger RNA, 357 nt
Organism: Mesorhabditis spiculigera
Lineage: Eukaryota; Metazoa; Nematoda; Chromadorea; Rhabditida; Rhabditidae
Source: the annotation of a GenBank genome assembly
AUGCACUACUGCCACGGAGGUUGCCGUCAGGGAUGCCCGCAUUGGCACCAUAUGCAUCAUCAUCAUGGCCAUCAUCAUCACGGGCAUGGACACACCACGACUUAUAUUACCCCUGGUUUUGUGGCGCAACCAGUUUACCCUGCGAUGCAACCGAUGGUGCAGCCAAUGGUUCAACCUAUGUUGUACAUGAUCACGGACAUCAUCAUGGACAUCACCAUCACCACCAUAAUCCGCUGGCUGAGAUUGUUCACGAUGUUGUUCAUGCGGCUACCCACCAUCAUGGCCAUCACCAUCAUCACCAUCGCCAUCACUGCUAAUUAUAUACCAAAAUUGCAUUUACCCUAUGCAUAUAUUCCA